Messenger RNA from Dunckerocampus dactyliophorus (ringed pipefish), 4687 nucleotides. RefSeq names its product SH3 domain containing ring finger 2 (gene sh3rf2). NCBI's taxonomy places the organism in Eukaryota, Metazoa, Chordata, Actinopteri, Syngnathiformes, Syngnathidae. The transcript is spliced from 12 exons. Gene Ontology annotation, molecular function: ubiquitin protein ligase activity; protein binding. The record is from RefSeq and is a predicted model, not a curated record. Gene Ontology annotation, biological process: positive regulation of JNK cascade; protein ubiquitination; positive regulation of proteasomal ubiquitin-dependent protein catabolic process. The coding region runs from base 569 to 3094 and encodes 841 amino acids.
GACAAGACUGUAAACACCGCUGAUUUUUUUUAUUAUAUAUUUAUACAUAUGUCUAUGAUGGAGUAAGUGCUCCUUUGUUGACAUAUAUUUUUAAAAAGUAACCAUUAGCCAAAGUUAUGAUCAUACAUCGUGUGGCUCUUGUCACGGCUCGGAGAGAAUGCGGAAAUUAGGUAACAUUAGCAAAGCUUAAAUAAGUAAAGCGUCCUUUCGCCUUCUCUGCCUAAUUACCCUGUUUGAUAAAUGCUUAGCUCAUUAAGGGUUAAAGUCGGAAGUGUGUGUACGGUAUUAUGUGGUGUAGUGAAAUUCGAUACAGUUCCUGUUGAGAGCGACUGGUGCUAGCUGGGAGCUUUGUUACCUGUUGGUUCAAACGUUAGUUUCCACGCUCAGGUGCGUCCUGGUCGCCAUUAGCCUCCGCUCAGUGUCAUACGAGGAACGCGAGGACGUCAUGGAGGCGGCGGCGGCGGAGCAGAAGGACUCUUCCAUGUAGUCGGAGUUUGUGUGGCAGCCUGUAGUCGACCGUUAUGGUGGAUUAGGUGUUUGAGGAGCUCCAGUCCCUAACACAGUAAAAAUGGAGGACCUCUCCCUAACGGCCCUGCUGGAAUGCCCCCUGUGUUUGGAGCAGCUGGAUGUGACAGCCAAGGUGCUUCCCUGCCAGCACACUUUCUGUAAGGCCUGUUUGCAGAGGCAGGAGGCGGCACACUCGCACCUUCUCUGCCCAGAGUGCAGAGCCCCUGUCAGGGCGAGGACGGUGGAGGAGCUCCCUGAGAACAUCCUGCUGGUGCGACUCCUGGAGGAACUACAGGGGUCAGUGGGGCAAGGCCGGAACACGCACUAUGCUGUGCCCUUUGCCAGGAGCAGCGGGACUGUCAGGGAGGGUCAUUACAGAGAACAUCAAGGCCACAAAGAGGUUUCUGUGAGAGCUUCAAUGCACAGCCAACAGGGAGAUUCACCAGGAGAGCUGGUCCUCACACCCGCUAAUGACGUCACGCUGAAACACAGAGCCAAUGGGGACUGGCACUAUAGGCACAUCAGCGACAGUGGAAGCACAUCCGUCAGCCAGAUGCCUCAAGCUCUGGCCCUCCAGCAGUCGCUGGCUCUAUGCCGAGCACUGUGUGACUUUAGUCCCAGCGAGAUGAACGUGGAGAACAGCGAUUACUGUCUCAGCUUCCGGAAGGGAGACAUUCUCACUGUCAUUAGACGUGUGGAUGAUCACUGGAUUGAAGCCAAACUGGGCGACAAAAGUGGAAUUUGUCCUCUGCAGUUUACUGAGCUUCCCGACUCCAGGAACAAAGUUGCUCCACGCUGGGACACAUUGCUGCUUCAUGUGCUAAACUCCGUAGCGGCCAAACUGCUGGAGGGAAAGAGUCCAAGGGGGAGUGAUUCGGCAGAAUAUCAGCAUCGGACCGGAAGCAGGGGCAAAGACAAGGCCCCGGAGGCAUCCAGCAGGACCGCCAACCAGCGGACCGCGCAAGUUCCUGCAAAGACAUCACUUAUCCACACUCGGGCCACCUUGAACUCGCGCAAACAACAGAGACCCAGCAGCGGCAACUUUUCCCACUCGGUCUCAGGAGAGACAAACAACACCAGCGGCUUUAACCUCCAGCGACAGUCUCACCGCUCCUCCGUGCGGCCCCCUGCCCACGGACACACUCAUCCCUCAAGAGUUAAUUCUCAGCGAGUUCGACGCCACUCUGACGGCCCGCACAGGCACCUGUUACUGAAUGAGAAGAUGGCCAACGGGGCUCCGCCCAACAUUUCGAUGGCUCUGUUGAACCCACAAGUGUCUUCUUCCUCUGCAGACAGCAAAAACUCCACCACGCAGCAGCUCUCCAUCAGUGUGUGUGCUGUGCUCUACUCCUAUAAGCCGCAACGCCCAGAGGAGCUGGAGCUGAGGAAAGGCGAAAUGGUGGGAGUGUACGGGAAGUUCAAAGAAGGCUGGCUGCGUGGGUUGUCUCUCAGAACGGGCAAAGUAGGCAUCCUGCCCAGCAACUACAUCACUCCUGUGCUCAGAACUUCAGCCAGACUCCUGGAGACCAAAGCGGCAAGCUCGUCCUCGCAGCACAGCACAGCCGCGGGAAAGAAGACCACAUCUGCCAGGAAUCCUGCUGUGGUCCUUGCUCUUGAUAGGGUAAACAGUGAUGGAUCGCAACAUUCAGCCGGACAGGUCCCACCUGUACCAAACGGAGCACAGCACGCAAUGUCAUCCCCAGGCACUGGAAAGUCAUCCUUUUAUGGGAGCUCACAAGGUUGGGAGACAGUGAGGCGGUUCUUUAACCCACACAGAGUAUCUAACCCUUUCAACCAUCCGUCCAGUUUGAAUGUACCCUCCAACUCUGAGCACUUUGCUCAAGUGCAAGCAUCAGGCUACUCGCCUGCCAUGCAGAGGAAGAAAAACGGCGGAAUUCUGUCCAGCUCUGGAAGAACAGCGGGUUGGAUGAGUGAGCCAACAGCGCUCUCUGCUGCCCCCCAUCUGAAAGACAGGGACUUCACCUACUCACAUGAGGUGGGAGGACAUCAUCAUCAUCAUUAUCAACAUGAGCGACAGCCGUCCAAUGGCCCUCAGUCCAUUCUUAUCAGACCGGAUUCACACAAGAGCACUUCAGACAAGCCUGCCAAGUCGGUGCGCUUCCUCACAGAUGAAGAUCCCCCGCUUCCACGGCUUCGGACCUCCUCGUGGUCUUCCGGAAGCCAGGUUCCCUCCAAUUUCGCACCAGCGCCACCUCCACUUGAAGUAUGGGCCCCAUCCCUGACCUUGGGAAGAGACGGACCCGGCAUCAUUCUCAAAGAUGGAAAAGCUCCAGCUCUCAGGAAAGGCAUGGAAACGGUACUCUCAGAUCUCAACUCUAACCCGCAAAAGACAAUGUCACCCCAGUCAUCGCUGUCAGCCGUGUCAGCUCAGUUCAGCCCCACCAGACACAGAGUGACCACGACACAUCUGGCCCAGAUGGACGCUGAGCUCAGUCUGCUUCAAGGAGAGCUGGUCCUGGUCCACAGACCACGACCUGAUGGCCGGGUUCUGGUUACUCAGGAGAGCAGCGGACAGACAGGCCUUUUUCACAGUAGUAUUCUUCAUGGUCUGGAGAAACUCAGUUGACUCUUAAUGGAAAUAAUAUAGUUUAUAUUUUCUGUCAGUUGAAACUACCAAAUGAGAUUUCCAUGAAGGAUUUAGUUUUUGCCCUGUGUUCAUAUUAAAAGGAUAGCGAUAUAUUUUGUGUUUUUCAGUGUAUGAGCAUGUGCUGUAUGUCUCACGUGUACUGAGAAUUUGCACAAAAACCCACCAAAUGGCUGUUCCCCUGUUAUUACCCACGUUACAUGCAGUACAUUGGUGAGUGCCUUUUGUCAAAACUCACACAGAGAAUAUAUUAUAUAAAGUGAAAUCUCUAUACUUCUUCUGUGACAAUAAACGGUAUCUAAGACAACAAUUGCAUGUAUUGCUUGCUUAAUGGUCCUGUAUUAUGCAAAACUAAGUAAUUACUGUGUGUAAUAACAGUAAUGUAUGUCGCUAGAACCUGUUAAUGAUCACCAAACGUGAGGAAAAUCCAUCAUUUGUGAUUGUAAUGUUAAAUUUACGCCAAUUUUGCCUCAGUUUGGGUGCAUUCUCCGGUUAGUGUACUAUAUGGUGCGCGUGUUCUUGUUAGUACACUGCGUGAAUCCAUCUGCAUUCUUAAUGUAUUUUUUUAAUUAGGAAACGUCCUUCCUUGUUGGCAUCCUAUUAGCUAGUGAACAAAAUGGCAACCGGAAGUUAGGUCGCUCGUCUAUGAUGUCAUCCGCGGUUGGCUCUCAAAAAUGUUGACACAAAACACGUUUUUGUAGUUUUUUAAUUACGGUAUAGUUUUACAUGCACAAAAGAAUUUUAAAUACAUAUAAAUGACAAACGAAAUGCAUGAGUGAACAUUCAAGGUUACUUUUACUUUCAUUGAAGACGUGACUGUUCGCAAAGACACCGUGUGGCAGCGAGACUCCACAUGGACACCAUCUACCUGUUUUGUCAUGAGUUAUUUCUUGACUUCAAUAGUGUUUCUCACCUUCUUUAUCUUCUAAAUGCUAGCAUUUGCAACUUUCUUUGGCUCCAUUUUGGGUUACAGUAUCAUGUCAAAACAGGAGUGUGGUGGUGGUUCAUCUCGCUGCCAGAUCGUCUCUUUGGGGACAGCACGUCAAGAAUGACAUUGUCGAUGAAGGAAAAAGUAACCUGAAAUGUUCAUGUACCCCUUUCAUUCACCAUUCAUAUGUUUUUUUUAUAUGCAUUUUGAAUUGUAUUCUGCAUGUCAAACUAUAAUUGUAAACCUACAAAAACAUGUAUUUGUGUUAAUGUUUGUUUGGUUUUUUUGAACGGAUGAAUUGGUCAUGGUCUAAUUUGAUUUGAACAUGUAUACAAGUUACACUUGAGUACAUCACACAAUACAGUUCAAAGCUCCACAUGUCCAAGGAGUAGGAAGAAACAAAGCGUAUGUAAUCCUACCCCUCAUCCGUAUCCCAUCAGUUGCAGUUCAUUUGUUCACCUCCUGUUUUCCACAUGUAGACUUUGCUAAUUGUGAAUACAUAGGAAAGUAAUAAGGCAUAUAACAAUGUAGUGCAAUGACAGUCGCAGUCUCUACUUACUGCAAAUAAAUUACAUAGCAGACUUGAUGAUAAAGAGAUAGUAACUGAAUAAAGGGUUAAUAGUGGACAGAAACAGUAUGAGUGAGUG